Molecule: messenger RNA, 2253 nt
Organism: Diaporthe amygdali
Lineage: Eukaryota; Fungi; Ascomycota; Sordariomycetes; Diaporthales; Diaporthaceae
Product: sterol esterase 2
Exons: 2
Coding region: 1-2253 (750 amino acids)
Biological process (GO): lipid metabolic process
Source: RefSeq, a predicted model, not a curated record
AUGACAGGGAACGAUGCGAGCGGCUCGAGCUCGACGCCGUUAGUCCAUUCCGCCGUCGAAUUCGCGAAGCAAGCACAGAAACUAUCGCAUAAGCACCCAGAGGAGGACGACUCAAAGGAUGUCGCCGCCGAGGCCCUCUUCGUCACGCCUCGAGACCCCGUCGUUGCCACGACCGAUGGACACCGGUUGCCAGGGGUCCCACUGGAAGAGGCGCACAAACUGAACAUCCUGAAGGAGGAACUGGAGCAUGAUCAGCCCGCAAUCACGCGGGGCAGUACAGACGAGACUCUUCAAACCCACGGCUCCCACGACCCCAGCGAGCCGCACAAAGUAGUCAAAGUCCCCUCCGUGCGCAAUGGGAAUUCGGUGCAAAAGUCGUCUGAGGGCUCCUUGCGUCGAGCCAUGCCGCCCUCGCACACCAACCCGCUCUUUCCCCCGCUGCCGCUAUACGGGCCCUCGUCGAUACUACGAAAUAUCCAUUGCGCGGCUUUCCGAGUUUCCUCCUUCUUCUUGAGCCUGUCGUUCCUGGGAGUUAUCGUACUAGGUUCACUCUUUACCACCAUCCCGCUCGUCGUCAAGAACACCUUGCUGAGACUCACGUUUCAGAAUCCGGAUAAAGCCCGGCCGUUUUACGAGGAGGAAAUCCGUCAACGGGACGCCAGGAGAGAGGAGGAGCGAAAGUGGAAGCGUCGCGCCUCGAAUCAAGAGCGACGUUUGACCGAUAACGACACGCUCGAUGACGAGGGUUAUCUUCCCACGGAGGGUGGCCCUGACCCGAUCAAGUGCGAUGUGGGCUAUUACGCGCGACGGGUCGGCCUUGAUGUUGAGGAAUUCGAGGUACAGACCGAGGACGGAUUCAUUAUCGAUCUGUGGCACGUCUAUGACCCUCGCGAAUAUGAGGAGCUAGAUGCCAAGGAGCGCCUACCGCGGGGUCCCGAUCCCUUCACGGGGGAGAGGCGGCGAACCAGGGCAUUGAAAAACGCUGACGCGCCGCGGAAAUACCCAGUAUUGCUCAUCCACGGCCUGCUGCAGUCAGCCGGGGCGUACUGCGUGAACGACGACCAGUCGCUCGCCUUCUGGCUGUGCAAGUCCGGAUACGACGUCUGGCUCGGCAACAACCGCUGCGGGUUUAAGCCGAAGCACGUGCUGCUGGACUACUCCGACCCGCGAAUGUGGUGCUGGAAUAUCCGGCAGAUGGGCGUCUUCGACUUGCCUGCGCUAACAUCUCGUGUGCUAUUCGAGACUGGUUUCUCAAAGAUCGGUCUAAUAGCCCACUCCCAGGGCACAACCGAGACCUUCGUCGCCUUGGCGAAGGAGCAGAGGCCGGAGCUCGGGGAGAAGCUUUCUGUGUUCUGCGCCCUGGCGCCAGCUGCCUACGCGGGCCCGUUGAUUGGGAAGAUGUAUUUCAAAUUUAUGCGUGUCAUCACUCCGGCCAUGUUCCGGAUGAUGUUUGGUAUUCAUGCUUUUAUACCAUUUAUGCUGACCAUGCAUGGGAUGUUGCCUGGGAGGAUAUACGGGUGGCUGGGCUACAAGGUUUUCUCAUUCCUGUUCGACUGGACGGACACCAGGUGGGACCGGGGCCUCAGGAACAGAUUCUUUCAGUUUGCUCCUGUCUACGUCAGUGCAGAAUCGAUGAGAUGGUGGUUAGGGCGCGAGUGUUUUGCGAAGCAUAAAUGCAUUCUCGCCACAAAGGAAGAAUGGCGCGCCGAAGAGCUUGAGGACGAGGACGAGUCUCAGAACCCAGUUGCCACCGUGCCCCCUGAGGUCCACACAAACGAACCACGUUCACCGACCCACCGAGCCCGCCACCACCACCGAAGGCCGAAAGGAUCUUCUGCGUGGUACAACUCGCAGAGCCCACCGAUGGCACUGUGGGUCUGCGGCCGCGACAACCUGGUGGACGGGAAUAAGCUCCUGCGUCGCUUCGAGCGGGGCCGCGAGCCUCACGCGCGCCUAGUGCACAGCAAGGUGAUCCCGGAGUACGAGCAUCUAGACGUCAUAUGGGCGAUGGAUGCCGAGGAGGAAGUGUUUCAGGAGGUUAGAGAGACGCUCUGGCGGACAUGCCCUGAGAACGAACGGGCGAGGUGCCGGGUGCCCAAGGGAUGUGAAGAUGUCGAGCAGUGGGUAGACGAUCGGAAGACAGGGGAGGACACAGGGCUCAACGACGAGGCAUCUGCCGGCAUCGAGGGUGGGAGGGAAGUGGCUGGUGAGAGCGGGACUGGCAGCAGCAGCGAAGAGUUAACGACGGAGUAA